This is a messenger RNA of Malania oleifera, 1366 nucleotides long. Its product is annotated as probable 2-oxoglutarate-dependent dioxygenase At3g50210. The coding region runs from base 177 to 1172 and encodes 331 amino acids. The transcript has 12 exons. NCBI's taxonomy places the organism in Eukaryota, Viridiplantae, Streptophyta, Magnoliopsida, Santalales, Ximeniaceae. The record is from RefSeq and is a predicted model, not a curated record. Gene Ontology annotation, molecular function: dioxygenase activity.
ACGUUUAGCUUUUUUGGUGUAUCGAAUGAUAAUUUUAUGUUUUGUUUCUAAUUUAAAGAUAAAGAGAUAAUAAUAAUAAUAAUAAUAAUAAUAAUAAUAAUAAUAAUAAAUUUGUCUUUUUAUUUUUGUGCAUCAAUAAGAAUCCUGAGUUUCGUUGAAGGUGAAGAAGCAGAAUCAUGGCGACCGACUUCCAAUCCAUCCCAAUAAUCGAUGUUGGCCCUCUUUUGACCAAGUGUGAUGAUCCUAAAAUGGCUGAAGAUCCAGGUGUGUCUGAAGUUGUAAGACAAUUGGAUCAAGCUUGUAGAGAGGCGGGGUUCUUCUAUGCGAAGGGCCAUGGUGUUCCUGAUUCCCUUCUCACGGAGGUUAGAAAUGCAACACACAAAUUUUUUAAUCGUCCUUAUGAAGAGAAAAUCAAGAUCAAGAUGUCUUCAGCAACUGGAUUCAGGGGAUAUCAGAGAAUUGGAGAAAAUAUAACCAAAGGCACACCUGAUAUCCAUGAAGCUAUUGAUUGCUACAGAGAAAUAAAAGCAGGGAUGUAUGGAGAUCUUGGUGAACCCAUGGAAGGGUCUAACGUAUGGCCAGUUAAUCCUUCAAACUUUGAAUCACUGAUGGAGGAUUAUAUCAGCCUUUGCACAGACCUUUCAAGAAAAAUCAUGCGGGGAAUUGCUUUAGCAUUGGGUGGGCCACCAGAUGAAUUUGAAAGCAAAAUAGCUGGAGAUCCAUUUUGGGUUAUGCGUCUAAUUGGUUACCCGGGUGUAUCCAAGGCAAAUGACCAAUGCAAGACCGAAAAUGACAUUGGGUGUGGGGCUCACACGGACUAUGGUCUGUUGACAUUGGUCAAUCAGGAUGAUCAUAUGCCUGCACUGCAGGUGAAAAACCACUCUGGUGAGUGGAUAUGGGCUGCUCCAAUCCCUGGCACAUUUGUCUGCAACAUUGGUGACAUGCUAAAGAUUUGGUCCAAUGGGUUAUAUGAAUCAACAUUGCAUCGAGUUAUCAACAACUCCCCAAAAUACCGGGCCUCUGUAGCUUACUUUUACGAGCAGCCAAACUUUGAUGCAGCAGUAGAGCCUGUUGAUGCAUGCAUACGGAGGACUGGUGGAACUCCAAAAUUUGAGAGAGCUGUUUACGGAGAGCAUUUAGUUAGCAAAGUCCAAACAAAUUUCGUGAUGUAGGAGCUGAAAACUUGUGCCAUUUGACCUUUAUAUUAUGCUGUAUAAACAUUGGAAUCACCCCAAGCUCCAUUGAAGGUGUUUACUUUGGAUAGUUGUAUUGCCGAUAAGAGUGUUUUUUUUAAGUGUUUGUAUCGAAUUUUGUAAUCAUUAGAUUGUAUAAAAAUUCACCACUUGCCAUUGCCAAGUUUGAAGAA